This is a messenger RNA of Coffea eugenioides, 1121 nucleotides long. Its product is annotated as prosaposin-like. NCBI's taxonomy places the organism in Eukaryota, Viridiplantae, Streptophyta, Magnoliopsida, Gentianales, Rubiaceae. The transcript has 6 exons. The record is from RefSeq and is a predicted model, not a curated record. Gene Ontology annotation, biological process: lipid metabolic process. Bases 176 to 907 code for a protein of 243 amino acids.
GAAAAAAAUACAAAAUAGUAAAGAACACCCAAUCAUCUAUAAUUGCUUAGCGGGGGAGGAGAUGGCCUGGCCUCAUCAAUAGAGAGUAUAAUUGAAGGGCCCUUUUUCUCUCUAGUCUUUCCGCCUCUGGAAUUGUAUUCAUCAAAUCUUCUGCAAGAAUUCAGUAUUGGUAGAAAUGGAUGUCAGGGUUCCCUUCUUUCUUUUUCUUCUGAGCAAUUGCUGGGGCGCUAAUGCUAGAGAAUUGGUAACCACUAAUCUCUUCCGCAGUCGAAGUGGCAUUGCUUCAGAUUUUCAACUUAAUGGCCAGCGGCCAAACAAAGAAGUUCAAACUGCAGAUGGAUUUGAUCAGAAUGACCAAGUUUGCAUGUUAUGUGAAGAGUUUGCGGUUGAGGCAGUUAAUUACUUUGCUAACAACAAAACUCAAACAGAAAUCCUGGAGAUCCUUUAUAAGACAUGCUCUAAGAUGCAUACUUUCAAGCAGCAGUGCACCUCAUUGGUGGAUUAUUAUGCCCCUCUCUUCUUCUUAGAGAUUUCAUCAGUACAACCCAAGGAGUUCUGCCAAAAGGUUGAUCUUUGUGAAGACAUUGUUUCAAUCUCGCAGUCUCUCUCUGAGAAUAGCUGUGAAUUGUGCCAUACUGUUGUGUCAGAGGCCAUAACAAAAUUGAAAGAUCCAGACACUCAGUUAGAAAUAGUUGAGGUGCUUCUGAAGGCAUGCGAUGCCGUACAGGGUCAUGUGAACAAGUGCAAGAGAAUGGUCUUUGAAUAUGUACCUGUGAUCCUUGUAAACGCUGAGCAGUUUCUGGAAACAAAGGACAUAUGCACCAUGCUACAUGCUUGUGAAUCGGCUGCUCCGACAGCGCAAGUAUUGUCGUCCACCUCCGAAACAUCCCUGCGUGCGGCAUCGUAAAGGCGAAUGAAUGGUUGGACUCUGUUGUAAAAUUAUAUGGACUCUUUUGUAAAUCGUGCAAACUGUAAAAGAUUCUCUCAUGUAUAAUGGAAAAAGAAAACUGAGGAAAUGCAUCAAACAGCUGCUUACCUUUACCUUUAUGUAAAGCAUUUUCUCGGGUGACAAUUUCAUUUUUUCAUUGGAUAUUAUUGACGACGCAGGGAUUUAUUUAAAU